Molecule: messenger RNA, 5849 nt
Organism: Gavia stellata (red-throated loon)
Lineage: Eukaryota; Metazoa; Chordata; Aves; Gaviiformes; Gaviidae
Gene: GATA4
Product: GATA binding protein 4
Exons: 6
Coding region: 170-1405 (411 amino acids)
Biological process (GO): negative regulation of transcription by RNA polymerase II; cell fate commitment; positive regulation of transcription by RNA polymerase II
Cellular component (GO): nucleus
Molecular function (GO): DNA-binding transcription factor activity, RNA polymerase II-specific; RNA polymerase II cis-regulatory region sequence-specific DNA binding; zinc ion binding
Source: RefSeq, a predicted model, not a curated record
UGCAUCGCUGGUGGUGUUUUGGUUUUGGCUGGAAGGCUGUACCCACGCGAGACCGCUCCGGCCACCGCUCGCCGCAGGGGAAAGUGGAGCCUGGGGUUUUUCACCCGCUCCCCAUCGCUCUGGAUUGUGGCCGGGGAGCCGGCCGGGGUUUGGGGGGGCCCAUCGCGAGAUGUACCAGAGUUUAGCCAUGGCAGCUAACCCCGGCCCUCCGGCGUACGAGGGGGCAGGUGGCUUCAUGCACAGCGCGGCCGCAGCGUCCCCCGUCUAUGUGCCCACCACGAGGGUCACCUCCAUGCUCCCCAGCCUGCCGUACCUCCAGAGCAGCGGCUCUUCCCAGCAAGGCAGCCCCGUCUCCAGCCACUCCAUCUGGACUCAACCCGGAGCCGAAAGCGCCGCUUACAACCCCGGAUCGUCUCACCCUCCCGUGUCACCUCGGUUCUCCUUCUCCACCAGCACCCCUAUCCCCGCCACCUCUUCCCGGGAAGCCGCGGCGGCUUACAGCAGCUCCUUGAACCUUUCUGCUAACGGGAGGGAGCAGUACAGCAGGGGUUUCGGCAGCUCCUAUUCCAGCCCUUACCCGGCUUAUAUGAGCCCCGAAAUGGCCACGACUUGGACUUCUUCACCCUUCGACAGCCCCAUGCUGCACAACCUGCAGAGCCGAGGGACGCCCGCAGCCGCCCGGCACGCCAACAUAGCAGAAUUUUUUGAUGAUUAUUCAGAGGGGCGAGAAUGUGUCAACUGCGGGGCCAUGUCCACCCCACUCUGGAGGAGAGAUGGCACGGGGCACUACCUCUGCAACGCCUGUGGGCUCUACCACAAGAUGAACGGCAUCAACCGGCCCUUGUUCAAACCUCAGAGGAGGCUGUCGGCUUCCCGUCGCGUUGGCCUCUCUUGUGCCAACUGCCACACAACGACAACCACGCUCUGGCGCAGAAACGCUGAGGGAGAGCCUGUCUGUAACGCCUGCGGACUCUACAUGAAGCUCCAUGGGGUUCCAAGGCCUUUAGCAAUGAGAAAAGAGGGCAUUCAGACGAGGAAGCGCAAGCCAAAGAACCUUAACAAAACAAAGACACCAGCAGGUCCAUCCAGCAGCGAGAGUCUGACCCCGACCACCAGCUCCACCAGCAGCAGCAGCAGUGCCACGACCACUGAGGAAAUGCGCCCCAUAAAAACAGAACCUGGGCUCUCAUCUCAUUACGGGCACCCCAGCCCAAUUUCUCAGGCCUUCUCAGUCUCUGCCAUGUCCGGACAUGGAUCGUCUAUUCACCCUGCGAUUUCAGCUCUGAAGCUUUCCCCGCAGGCUUACCAGUCAGCUAUCAGCCAGUCUCCACAAACCAGCUCCAAACAGGACUCCUGGAACAGCCUGGUGUUAGCUGAAAACCAUGGGGACAUCAUAACUGCAUAACCUGGUCUUCCACCCAUGGACUUCAGGCUGAUCCGCUUGAGAGAUGAAGAAGAUGCCAUGUAAUCAUCAAGUCAAUGUUGUUUCCCACCUCCCCUGCUCUCCCGCCUUCUCUCCCCUUGUGAGAUGUUCCAGCAAAGAGGUAAAGAGGACUUAUUUGAGGUGUAGGAGAGCUCUUAUGAAACGAACAGAAAAGACUCAAAUCUCAAAAUAACUAAUGGAUGUGAAGCCUUUUUUCCCACUUUAAAUGAGCCUCUCUAUUUGAUUGUCACCACCACCUAUGAAAUAGCCAGAAACACAAAGAUGGACACAGUUCCUGAGUUUUGCUUAUUUAAAAACAUCUGGCAUUUAAGACUCAGAUGAUGGUGGAGCAGAGACACUUUUUUUCUUCUGUCACCAUCUGUUCUUUUCCUGACCAGAAGAAAAUGCCACCAUCUUCUCAUUACCCAAAUUCAGUCAUCUUCCACCAAAUGAAGCCAGUUCCGGAACAGCUUGUUGAACAGACUUCACUACACAUGCUGUGGUGGCUUUAGUGGAUUUGAUAUGAUCUAGGGCAGAGAAAAAAAGAGACCCUCCCACACACACAUCCUCAGCUCACACAUCUAGAGCUUUGUCUUCAUUUUCCUAGAUGGUCUGAAAACCUAAUGAAUGUCAUAUUUAAUAGUAAAUCUUUUCCUAUUUAUCAUUACAAAAUCAUGGGACUGUGUUUCCAGAAGGUUGUUGGCUGAGCCUGGAGAAGGUCUGUCCAAAGUCAAAGGAGGAUUUUGGAAGGAGGAACCUUCUGGAAGUAGGUAGAGGAGACCCACUUUGGUCAUCAAAUCCUGGAGGAAACUCCCUUAUGGAUAGCUACAAGCCAGGCUUAGAGAUUAUUCAAGAGCACAGCAAGUGAAAGAUGCUCUUCUAACACUGCUGUGCCAUUGCUUUUGAGACAGUAAAUUUAAUUAUUUUGCAUACUUUUCUGUUGGUUUUGAUGUCAUUGAUGAAAUCUGACUGUCAUUUAUUUCUGGCAGUACUGUGAGUGCCCACUGUCCCCCUAACAGCUGGCUCAUGACCAUUUCACACAUCUAACCCUUUUGCAACAAGCAAAGGCUUCAGCCUCUAAUGGAGGUAGGCAGGGGCCAUUUUCUUUACCAAGCGUGUGCAUAGAUUUGCUUGCCUGCAAAAGAAGUAUAACUCCAUUCAUGCAUGAGUAUUAAAGAAGACUCAUGUUUUUUUCUUGCCCAUAAGGCUCUCAGCAACCAGGGAAUCCUAGGAAACGGAAUUGGAAGAGAUGCUGAGAGCUCACUGACUCAUUCCCUUUUCCCAAAGGGAUCAAUUCUACCUAACGUAGCCCUGACUGCUCUUUCUCUAGCAUGUGCUUAACAAACUCCAGCAUCGCAGAUGCCACAGCUCCCCUGUGCAGUCUAAGUGCUUCACCAGAUGCUUGCUGUGACGUUUUCAUCAACAUUUCUGAGGAGGGACAGCUCUGCUUGUCCAGGCAGAGAACUUAUGGGUGACCUCAUCCUACGAGAUUCUCCACCUUUGUUUCUGUCCACUCCCAAACUCUGUUACUCUUCCUACCUUCCCAGCUCCUCUCUUUCCUCCCUGCAUCCAGAACUCAAGUACGGAACUACCAAGUGAAAAUCUAGAAGAGGGAUUGUGCAUCCCUCCCAAAUAUGCCAUCCUCUGUGUCCCGCAGUUUAACAUUCCCACAAAGAGUGUUUCCACCCAAACACCAAGAUACAUGGCUUGGCGAAGAGGAAAGCCACAUGCAUGUUUGAAGCAAAAGAAUGGCGUUGUAUUGUCUUUGUUUGAACUCUCCAUUUUCCUCCUGAUGGUAGAAAAGCUUCUUUAAGGAGAAGGAUUCAACUGGACUGGUCAUGAUAAUGACUGGGACUGGAGUCACAGUAGAGACCUGGACCUGUCCACAUUCCCUGUGCUCUGUGUAACUCAGAUGUGCAGGGUUUUGGAGGGGUGACAGAGCCUCUGCACUCCCCAGAGAAAAACACCAUGGCAGUGAUGCCAUGGGAAUGGCUGGAUGGUGUUUGCACCAGAGUUUCCACUCUGUUUUGCUGAGCUAACGCAGGGUGUAGCCUCAUUAGCGUUAAUUACAGACAAGGAAAAGACAUUCAUGAAACAUGAAUAAAAAUAAAUUAAUUUCUGUGAUUCUGCUCAGGCCUGGUAGGCUGCAGAGAAGAGGCCAGAAAUAGCACCUAAAAAUAUGAAUUUGGGGUGAGAACAUAAAGGUUUUAUGUUGUGGGCAUGCAGGUCUUUAGCCAGCCUUCUCCUUGAAUGACAUUCCUUUGUAAAUGGCAGUUGAGCUCUCUUGGGAGCUGACUGUGAAUCCCUGUCCAUAACAGAGAAGCAUGCACCAUAAAGAUGCCACUUGGCUAAUGCACGCAUCUGAGACACCUAGAACUACCCAGAACAACGUGAGAGGGAGGGGAGCAGGCGGACUCCUGGAGAGGAGCUGAAGUCCAGACCAACCACACACCCCAUUUCUUUCCAUACGGAUGCUCCCAGAGGCUCUGUCCACCUUGCCUUAUUACUGCGCUCCUCCUACUGCCCUCAAAGCUAAACUCCCUGGCUCAAUUUUUCUCCUGCCCUUAAAACACACUCUGAGACGCCAUAGAGGAGUCUGCUUGCAAUGCAAGAGGGGGAAACCCCUGCAGGACAUAAGCCUGCCUCAUGCUCCCUCAGGUUAUCUAAAUGACCAUGGUAGAGAUUUGUUAACCGGUUUUCAGCCUUCUUCAAAGCCUUAAAAAUAAUUCUUGAAACACAGUGAGGAGCAUUUACAAGGACCCUGAUAAGAAGAUGUCUGCUUUCAGAAGGUGAGGCUCUGGGGGCUGUGAGGACAACUUGGCUCUCUUUAGUGGUAGAAAUUAGCUCUUUUGUCCCCCCUUUUGCACCACAAGCAGUAGAAGUCCAGAUAUGCCCAGUUCUGUUGUUCUUUUCAAUCACCCAAAACUGUAGAGCUAUUGUCAGUCCAGGAGCAUUUGCCAUAUUCUGGCCAACACUAAUAUCAAGAUGGUGAGAGGCUGACCUCAGAUGGAACAGCAUCAUGCUAGGUGCUGUACAAACACACCAUAGUAGAUAGGUCCUGUCCUACAGAGCUCAUAAUGAUAGAAUUACAGGGUAAUUUAAAUCAGAAGAGACCAGAUCAGGUUUCUCAGGGCCCUGGUCAGACAAGUGUUGCAUAUCCUCAAGGAUGGCAAUCCUACAACCUCUCCAGGUUCCCGUUCCAGUGUUUGAUCACCCUCGCGGUGGAAAUGUUUUUCCAAAUAAAUGUUUGAUUCUAAUGAGAGGCAAAAUCAUUGGUAAAUUAAUUGCUUAGACUUGGGGACUCCCAAGCAAUGAGUCAGUGUAGAAGAGUGAGCGUUGGCUCCAAGCCCAGGAAUCACACAGAGCCCCUUCUUGCAGGUAGGAGCUGGGAUGGCCAACACAGGAUCACAAACAGCAGAAGUGACUGAUAAAGGGAUACUCACAGGAUGAGAGGAUAAAAGUGCUACCAGUUUGAGGAGACUCAGCUCAUUCAAGCAGGUGGGGCAGCUUACAACAUUCUGGGUUCCAUCUGAGCUCUGCUUUCCUUCCCAUGAUGGCAUUUAGAGCUCGCUUUGCUAAUUAGACACAAUUAUUAGAGACUUGUUAAGGCAAGAUAAUUAUUGCUAUUAUUGCAAUAAUUUAUUUAAUUGCAGCAUGGCUGCAGAACCUAGUGAGGACCAUACCAGGCCAGGCCCUACACAAAUGCAGGCCCGAGAACUAUCCCUGCCCUGAGGAGUAAGAGGGAAGGGCCCAGUCCUGCAAAACACUUAAGCACGUACAUAAAUGCGUUGGCGGGACUUGUUCCCUUAGAGGUCAUCAUUAAUCACACAUGCAAAUUUUGAUGUCGAAGGGUUUGCAGCACAAGGUUUGGUUGUGCCAAACCAGACCUUUGCAAUCGCUCCAUGGUCACCAGAGUGAGAUGGGCAGAUGAGAACCACGAUGGGGAGCCAGAGGGGUAGAAAGGUCAUUUAACGAUUGCUAAAUGUCUUUCCUCUUUGUGGAAGUGCAAUAUCUUGAAUCACUUCAGUUAUUCUUCUGUAAAUUGAUCAGAAGAGAUCCAUAUUUCACUUGCAAUCUUAGCAGCUGGCUGGAGAUCACGCAAUCAGGAGGAGCCCAGGAAUAUCGUAAGGGAGCUUUAAAACCGAUGAACAACUCUUAAUAUAACAUUGAAGCUGUGACUGUGUCAGGGGUGGUGUUUUGUUUCACUUUUUUUCUCCCCAUGUAUAAAGUUUGAAGCUUCCCAGGUCACCUGGGAAGUUCCCAUGGAAACAGACACUUACUUGUAAGGGGGAGAGGGAAACCAACCAACUGAACAAGCUGUAAUUAUUUAAAGAUGUAAAAAAAUAUAUAUUAUGAAGUAGUAUGGCUACCAAUCCACGUAACUUCUACACCUUUAGAACUAAUGGAAAUAAAACAAUGAUAAUAA